AUGAAGUACAUUCUCAUCGCCUCUCUCCUCACCUCCGCGGCUUACGCUGCUCCUUUCGCCCAGGUCCAGGGCGGUAACGGCGGCAACGGCAACACUGCCGCUGCUGCAACUAACCAACAAACCGGAAACCAGGGCGGUCAAACCCAGGCUGGCAACCAGCAACAGCAGCAAGGCGCGCAGACAGGAAACCAGCAGCAGCAGCAACAGCAGGGUGCCACCAACACCCCUACUGGUCUCGGUGCCGGUAUCCAGAAUGGACAAACUCCCACUGCCAACGACCUCGCCACCGCCGUCUCCAACUGGAUGGCCGACACUUCAAUGGUCUCCAACUUCCUCAACACUGGAGCUAGCAUCCAGAACAACGCCCAGUUCAAGCAGGCUGCUACAGUUGCCUUCAACGCAGAGGUCGAUGAGCUGAACCACAAGGCCAUCAUCGAUGCUGCCAACGGUCAGAUGCCCAACGUCAUUGCAGCCAACAGCACACUCGCUACUGGUGGUUCGUUCCAGGAUGUCGUCGACAAGCUUCAGCAGAUGUCUGUUCAGGGUAUGGCUGCCGCUGGAAACAUCGACUUGAUCAACCAAAACCGCUGUGUCAACGUCCUCCCCAACAUCGAUGCUUACAUGGCUUCUACUGGAUCCACCUCCCAGGCGGUUCGCCCCACCGUCUGCGACCAGACCGGUGUUGCUGGUGGUGUUCAGGGAACUGGCGCUACUCAGCCCGGCGCCCCUGCAGGUAGCCCUGCUGCUGCCUUUGCCGCUGCUCAGGCUCUUGCUCAAGGAACUGGUAAUGGCCUGGUUCAGAACACUGGCGCUGCUGGUGCCGCCACAGGCACUCAGGGAACUCAGGGAACUCAGGGAACUCAGGGUACUACUGGAGCUCAGGGCACUACUGGAGCUCAGGGCACUACUGGAACUCAGGGUACUCAAGGUACUCAAGGUGCUCAGGGAACUCAAGGUGCUCAGGGAACUCAAGGUGCUCAGGGAACUGCGGGAACUGCUACAGGUACCACCGGCACUGCAACCAACAACGGACAAACUCCUCAGCAAGCCGCUGGCAUCACCCCUACCAACGGCCAAGCACCCCAAGGAACGACUGGUGUCCAAGCUCCUCAACAAGGCUCUCAGGGUACUACCGGACAGCAGACCCCUCAACAAGGUCAACAAACUGGCCAACAGCAGGGUCAGCAGGCUGGUCAGCAGACGCAACAGGGUCAACAGAACGGCCAGCAGACUCAGCAGAACGGCCAGCAGGCAGGCAAUGGCGCCGCUGCCGGACAACAGACUCAAGGCCAGACUCAAAAUGGUGCUAACCAGCAGCAACAGGCUGCUAACGGUGCCGCUGCUGGACAACAAUCUCAGGGACAGAAUGCGGGUCAGGCAUCUGGCCGCAACGGCGGCAACGGAGCCAAGGGCGGCAACAACAACAACAACUAA
This is a messenger RNA of Alternaria arborescens, 1434 nucleotides long. RefSeq lists its product as hypothetical. Bases 1 to 1434 code for a protein of 477 amino acids. The record is from RefSeq and is a predicted model, not a curated record. NCBI's taxonomy places the organism in Eukaryota, Fungi, Ascomycota, Dothideomycetes, Pleosporales, Pleosporaceae. The transcript has a single exon.